Messenger RNA from Lycium barbarum (goji berry), 2215 nucleotides. RefSeq names its product alkane hydroxylase MAH1-like. The transcript has a single exon. The record is from RefSeq and is a predicted model, not a curated record. NCBI's taxonomy places the organism in Eukaryota, Viridiplantae, Streptophyta, Magnoliopsida, Solanales, Solanaceae. Gene Ontology annotation, molecular function: oxidoreductase activity, acting on paired donors, with incorporation or reduction of molecular oxygen; heme binding; monooxygenase activity. Bases 283 to 1848 code for a protein of 521 amino acids.
GAAAAUUUUUACUUAUGAAAUCUUUCCAUUUUUAACCACCAAGUGUCAAAAAUAUUGGACACAAAACAGCCAACAAGGCCAUUUGAAGUAGGGCCAAAUAAGGCCGCGUUACACAUUAAUUGCCAAAAGCCAUUACCAAAAACAGGCAAGAAAGAUAAACCAAUAAUUGUUUCCAUUUCAAGCCCAUGCACAUUUAAUUCCCAUUUUAAAACCCUAUAAAUAGAAUUGAGGGUUUUCAUAUAGAAGCAUCAAGUGAAAAAACCAAAAAAAAAAAUAAACAUUAUGGAAGAAAUAACCGUUUUCACUUCUCUGUUUGCCUCAAUAGGGUACCUUGAAAUCUUUAUACCAAUCUUUUUCUUUCUUGUGUUCUGGCUAUGGGCUUUAGGACAUAGUAAUAAAAAUGACCUACCAAGAAAUUACCCAUUUAUUGGGAUGUUUCCAGCCCUUAUUCUAAAUCUUCAUAGAAUCCAUGAACUGAUUGUAGAGGUUCUUUCAAAAACAGGAGGUACUUUCUUGCUAAAAGGCCCUUGGUUUACUAACAUGGACAUUCUUGGCACAGUGGAUCCUGCAAAUGUUCACUAUAUCACGAGUGCAAAUUUUCCAAAUUUUACUAAAGGGCCAGAAUUCAAGAAGAUUUUCCACAUUUUUGGCGAUGGAAUCUUCAAUUCCGACUUUGAUUCGUGGAAGGAUCAGAGGAAACUCGCUAAAGAAAUGAUCGCUCAUCAGAGAUUCCACAAGUGUUUGAUACAAACCAGCUGGGACAAGGUCGAAAAAGGCCUGAUUCCGGUCCUCGAGUUCAUGGCCGAAGAAGGUAGAGUUGUUGAUUUGCAAGAUGUUUUCAAGAGAUUCACAUUUGAUACAACAUUUAAAUUAGUAAUGGGCUUUGAUCCUGGCUGCCUCUCUCCUGACCUCCCUGACACUCCCUUCUCAAAAGCCAUGGAUGAUGUUAAUUAUGUCUGGUUCAUACGCCAUAUAUUGCCGGAAAGCAUCUGGAAGUUGCAAAAAUGGCUUGGAAUUGGGCCAGAGAUGAAACUUGUCAAAGCAGAGGAACUCAUCAACCAAAUUAUAUUUAAGUAUAUAUCGAUGAAACGUGACGAAUUGAGCAGAGGAAAAAAAAUGAAGGAAGACGAAGAUGGUUUCAACUUAUUAACAUCAUACAUGGUACCCAAUGACGGAGAAACAAAAAGAGAGUUGAAGUUUGAUGAUAAGUUUUUGCGGGACACCAUGUUUAAUUUCAUGGUCGCGGGGCGCGAUGGAAUUAGUGCUUGCCUUACUUGGUUCAUUUGGCUAGUUUUCACACGCCCUGAGGUUGAAAAGAACAUAAGGGAAGAACUUAUGGCGAUCAUCCCGGAGAAAGAAGGUGGAAAACAGAGGGCUUUUACGGUGGAAGAGUUGAAAAAUGUUGUUUAUUUACAUGCUGCAUUGUGUGAAACGCUGAGGCUAUAUCCCCCUGUUGCGUUCGAGCGCAAGACUCCACAAGAACCUGAUAUUCUCCCAAGUGGUCAUCGUGUUCAUCCCAAGCUGAGAGUGAUAUUUAAUAUGUACGCAAUGGGGAGGAUGGAAUUCAUUUGGGGAAAGGAUGCCUUAGAAUUCAAGCCAGAGAGAUGGAUUACGGAUCGUGGAACAGUGAAACAUGAACCGUCUUCCAAGUUCUUGAUUUUCAAUGCAGGUCCAAGGACUUGUAUUGGGAAAGAAGUGGCUUUUACCCAAAUGAAAAUUGUGGCUGCUGCUAUCAUCCAUAAUUACAAGAUUGAAAUGGUGAAAGGGCAUGUGGUUUGCCCCAAUUUCGAUAUUAUGCUUUACAUGAAACAUGGCUUCAGAGUCAGGAUUAAGAGGAGGUGGGCAUAGUACUUAAAAUUUCUCCUCCUUUCAUUUUUUUUUUUAUUUUGAUCUUUAUGUGGAAGGAUAUAGAGCCCGUUUGGAUUGGCUUAUAAGUUACUUAUAAGUUGUUUUCAGCUUUUUUGAGUGUUUGGCUGGCCAGCUUAAAGUCAUUUUGUGCUUAAAAUAAGCUCAAAAAAAUAAUUGAGCUCAUUUAACUUAGCUUACAGCUUAUAGACAUAAGCCCAUCCAAACAGGCUCAUAGUCCAUCUUCGAUUCCCCAAAGGUUUGUAUUACUUGUAUUUCAUUUUCAAAUAAUGUUAAGUUCAUUAACCUAAAAAACAAAGAAUAAAAGUUUGUUUCCCGUUUCCAAUAAAAAUUGUGGCUGCUACUAUCA